Messenger RNA from Zophobas morio, 3602 nucleotides. RefSeq names its product transmembrane channel-like protein 7. Gene Ontology annotation, molecular function: mechanosensitive monoatomic ion channel activity. The record is from RefSeq and is a predicted model, not a curated record. Bases 229 to 2466 code for a protein of 745 amino acids. Gene Ontology annotation, cellular component: plasma membrane. The transcript is spliced from 4 exons. Lineage: Eukaryota; Metazoa; Arthropoda; Insecta; Coleoptera; Tenebrionidae.
UGUCAAACGAGGAGUCUAAUUUCCAGUUUCCAUCAACAAGAAUGUAAAAUCCGUAAGAUCCGUUACAAAAAUGUUUUUUAUUAAUAUUCAGAAUAAUACUGAAGAGGUGACUUUCAAAAAUUAUAAUAAGAGUCCGGGAUCUCAAAAUUGUAGUUAAUUAUUCAUCACAAAAGCAGCUUUUAAGUAGAUGAUGAAGUGUAACGUGUACUAAUCGAGUGAGCAUGCAAAAUGUCCGGUGGUGGAAAUAAAAAGAAACCGACAAAAGCCCAAGGGUGGGAAGAGGCUGGAUCAGAAUUUUAUCAAGAAAGCUACCCCACAGAUGGAGAAUUUGAUGCUUUACAACGGGACGUAAAUCCGAAACAUCUAGCCACGCUAUUGCCGAGCAAGCAAACUAGAGCAGCUGCAACAAUUAGGCCACGCACAAAUGAUAACAGAACUAUUAGACGACAAACGUCGUCACGAUCUCGAAGAGAUUCUACUGUUCAUCGAAGAGCAUCAACUGCUGCAGAUGUCCAAGUGUCUAUGUUACCUGAUUUGUCGGAGAACUUGUCUAAUGAGCAGACAACAUGGGAGGAAAUUAUGCAGAUUAAGGCAAUGCCGGUACCAAUGUCACAGAAGAAAGAAAUGAAAGCCAAGAUUUUAAAUGAACCAAAUUUGCGUUUACAAGGAUACGAACAACUUAAUUGGAAAAGAAGGAAGAUCUGGAGACACUUCGCGUCUCGUUUGAAGGAAUUCAACACAAAAUUAGAACUUUGGAAAAACUCCUUAAAGCGUAUAGAAGGUCAUUUUGGAACUGGUGUGGUAGCAUAUUUUAUUUUUUUGAAAUAUCUUCUAUUUUUAAAUUUAUUUAUUUUUUUAAUAAUAUUCCUUUUUAUUAUAUUGCCAACACUUCUAGUCAAUUUGAACGAUGAUUCAGAACAGAAUGUGACUGAAACCGACAAUGUCGUGUUGGAUCUCAUUCAAGGUACUGGUUUUAUGGAGCGCAGUAUUCUUUUUUAUGGAUUUUAUUCAAACCAAACCUUUAACUAUACAAUUAAUGAAACAGUGAUGUAUUACAAUUUUCCUCUAGCGUAUGUAUGUAUUGCGGUUCUGUAUUUUGGAGUGUCUUUAAUGUCCAUCGUAAAGUCAGCAGCGAAUGGAUUCAAAGAUAGGGUUAUUGAAGGAGAAGGCCAGUUUUAUCAAUACUGUAACCUGAUUUUUGGUGGGUGGGACUUCUGUAUUCAUAAUGAAAGAUCAGCUGGCAUUAAACAUAAAGCUAUUUUUAAUGAGAUUCGGGCGUGCUUAGAAAUAGAAAGGUUGGUCGAAAUGAAACAAAACAGAACAAAAAAUGAAAAAACGAGAUUAAUUAUUAUUAGAAUAAUUGUAAAUAUAAUAGUAUUAGGCACGCUGGCAGGUUGUGGCUGUGCCAUCUAUUAUGCAUUAAUGUUUUCUAAAGAGAAGCAAAAAACAGCAUUGGAAAACAAUGAAGCAGAUUUUCUUCUUUUCAUAUAUGGAUUUAUACCAUCGAUUACAAUAGUUUGCUCCAACGUUUUAGUGCCAUUUCUUUUAAAAUAUUUGGUAACGUUUGAAAAAUAUAAUCCAACUUUUGUAAUUAGGAUAACAUUAAUGCGAACUGUAUUAUUGCGUUUGGCUUCCAUUUUUACACUGUACGCGUCACUGGUUGAAAUUACUGAAGAUGAUAACAUUACGUGUUGGGAAACUUUUGUUGGGCAACAGAUUUAUAAAUUAGUAUUAACGGAUUUCGCCACUCAUAUCCUUUUAACGUUUUUCAUCAAUUUUCCCAGGGCGUUAGUAGCAAGACAUGUUAAAAAUAGUUUCGUCAGAAUGGUUGGAGAACAGAGCUUUGAUUUACCAAAGCACGUACUCGACGUUGUAUAUUUGCAAACGCUAUGUUGGUUAGGAUGCUUUUACGCACCCUUGCUGUCAGUUAUGUCAUUUGUAAUAUUCUUUUUACUAUUUUACAUCAAAAAGUUCGCCUGCUUAGUCAACAGUCAACCGAGUUCAACUAUAUAUCGUGCGUCACGAUCGAAUUCUAUGUUUAUGAUUGUACUGUUAAUAUCCUUUGUGGCUGCGGUAAUACCGAUGGCAUAUUCAUUUUCAGAAGUGCGACCUUCUCCGAGCUGUGGACCAUUUAGACAUUUGCACUCUGUUUGGUAUGAAGUUGAAUCAACGUUUUAUUCAACUCCGAACUGGGUGCAAGAUAUUAUAAGUUUUUUGACUACCGCAGGUUUCGCAGUACCGGUUUUUCUUAUUCUAUUCUUACUUUUAUAUUACUUUAAAGCGGUUAAUUCGGCUAACAGACAAAUGGUAAUUGUUUUAAAAAAUCAGUUGGUCCUGGAAGGCCAUGACAAACAAUUUUUAUUGGAAAGACUGAGCAAGUUUAUGAAGCAACAACAAGAACAUCAAAAGCGCUUAAGGCAAAUUGAUGUUCUACAAGAUGGUGAUACUAAUAUAUCGAGUAAUUAAUUCCUCAACUUCUGGUCACUUUUAUAAAUAAGAUUUUACAUUUAAGAAACUCAAUGAUACCAUUUUAUGCAUUUAAUGUAGGCAUCUUUUCGUGUGAUGAUUAUUUAUGUUUUUUUUUUCAUUUCCUGUUCCUAUAAGAAGAAUAUUUUACACAACAUAUCUCAUUAAGCAGAACUUUUCCAGGCGGUGAUUAAUUUGAUAAAACCGAACAUGCAUUUCAUUAAACACUUUGUACUCGCGGAUUUUUUAGGUAUUUAAAGUUAAAGUCGAUCUUUUAAAUGUAACUAAAAUGUUUGACUGCAUCAAAUAUUAUUAUUAAUUAAUUUUGUUGAAAUAAUAAUUUAACAAAAGUUAUUCACUAAAAUUUGUAAAAAUACGAUGGUGAUAAAUGCAUUACUGUAAAAUUUGUAAAUAUCUAUAUGUACAUAAAUAAUUUUUGUAAACACCUUUUAAGUACUGUAUUUAACAUCAUUGUAAUCAAACUACUCUGUCGUUUCUAAGUGCAUGUGGACAUAAAUACAUAUGAAGUACUGUAGUAGCGGUCUUAUGUUGGUAAAUUAGCAGUACCUAUACCAUAAUAUAGUAGUCAGUACCAAGUGUUAUAUUGUAACCACUACUUCAUCUAUACUAAUCACAAUAUCAAAUACAGUAUUUGCAAAAUAAAAUAGUGAAAUAUUUGUUUCUUUCACUGUUUGCGUCCAUUUGUUCUUAAAAUCCGCGAUGUGAAUAUUAUAUAUUACAUAUAGAAAUAUAAAAAAUGUACAAAUUAGAAGUAGGUUCAAUUUGGUUUUGAGUUGACAUAUGCAAGAAUUGUUUCAAUACUGUCUUUUCCUUUAUAGUUGAUAGACGCACAAAGCAUAUUUCUGAAAUACUCCUAAUAAUUAAGUUAUGAAGUGUAUACCACUCUGUCACCUCUUGCCAAAUAAACCUGCCAACAGUUUUCACCAUUUUAUACAAGUAUUAUUAUAGUUUAUCUAUGAAACUAGCUAUUUGUGAUGUAAUAGAUAAUUUGAUUAUAGGACCCAACAACACUGUGUUUAUCUAUAGAAGUUAAAUUUAUUUACGAACAGAAGAUUUAAGUACGUGUAUUUUGUAAGUAUACGAGUUUAAAUUGUUAUAAAUUAUGUUCUAGUCUU